Lolium rigidum is the source of this 1808-nucleotide messenger RNA. RefSeq names its product beta-glucosidase 10-like. The transcript is spliced from 13 exons. The record is from RefSeq and is a predicted model, not a curated record. The coding region runs from base 89 to 1603 and encodes 504 amino acids. Lineage: Eukaryota; Viridiplantae; Streptophyta; Magnoliopsida; Poales; Poaceae. Gene Ontology annotation, molecular function: beta-glucosidase activity. Gene Ontology annotation, biological process: carbohydrate metabolic process.
GUACGCUGCACGCACGAGAGAGCCUGAGCACAGCAGUGGCGCGCCCACGCACACGUAACGGUUACCGUGUUCGUCGACCAAGGAUCACAUGAUGAGGCUGCUGCGCGUCGUUGCUCCGCUCCUCGUCGCGGCGGCCGUGGGAUCGGCGGCGACGAGCGGCGAGAUCAGCAGAGACGACUUCCCCAGGAGCUUCGUCUUCGGCGCCAGCACAUCGGCUUAUCAAUGGGAAGGCGCGGCGGCGGAGGACGGCCGGACUCCCAGCGUCUGGGACACCUUUGCUCACGCUCACUCCGGUUCCGGUACGCAACGUGAUGAUCAUGUGAGGGGUGAUGUGGCAGCUGACGGCUACCAUAAAUACAAGGAGGAUAUCAAAUUGAUGAAGGAGACUGGGUUGGAUGCUUAUAGGUUCUCUAUCUCUUGGCCAAGAGUUAUUCCCAAUGGCAGAGGAGAAGUCAAUCCAAAAGGAGUAGAAUACUACAAUAAUCUCAUCAAUGAACUUCUUAAUCAUGGAAUUCAGCCACAUGUAACAAUUUUCCAAUAUGAUCUUCCUCAAAUCCUUGAAGAUGUAUAUGAUGGAUGGUUAAGUCCACAAAUCAUUGAUGAUUUCACAGCAUAUGCAGAUGUGUGCUUUAGGGAAUUUGGGGAUAGAGUUACCUACUGGACUACUCUAAAUGAACCUAAUGCUUUAGUUUCGCUUGGUUAUGAUGCUGGUAUUGGGCCACCAGGGAGGUGUUCUAAACCAUUUGGACUUGGUGAUUGUUCCCGUGGGAAUUCUGUAAACGAGCCAUACAUUGUAUCCCAUAAUUUCUUGUUGGCUCAUAGCUCAGCUGUGUCAUUAUACAGGAGAAAGUAUCAGACAAAGCAAAAUGGACUUAUUGGCAUGAAUAUAUUUAUAAAUAAUAUUGUACCUUUUACAAACUCAACGGAAGAUAUAGCUGCAGCGAAAAGAGCGCAGGCCUUCUUCACAGGCUGGUUCUUGGACCCUCUUUAUUAUGGUGACUACCCGCUUGUAAUGAAGGAGAACACUGGCUCCAAGUUGCCAGUUUUUUCUCGAAACCAAUCUGAACAACUCAUCAACUCUAUGGACUUUCUUGGUAUCAAUUACUACACAAUUUUGUAUGUGAAGAAUCAUCCACACGAUGCUCCUAGCGACAAAAGAGAUUUCAUGGCUGAUAUGUCUGCUAAAUCAAUAUUUACAAGCAAUUCUACCACUGGGUUCUAUGUGCCGGGUUAUGGUCUCCAGCAAGUGCUUGAACAUUUGAAGCAAUCUUAUGGCAAUCCUCCUAUCUAUAUCCAUGAGAAUGGGUAUCCGAUGCAUCAAGAAGUGGUAUUUGAUGAUGGCCCUAGGUUGGAAUUUUUGAGUGAGCAUCUUAGAAGCCUACUUAUUUCUCUAAGGAAUGGUUCGAAUACAAGAGGUUACUUUGUCUGGUCGCUGAUGGAUUUAUAUGAACUACUCAGUCUCGGAGACACGUAUGGGCUCUAUUACGUGGAUUUUGCUGACAAGGAUCUGAAGAGGUACCCAAGGAGAUCAGCAAUUUGGUAUGCAGAUUUUCUUAAGGGGAGAAAAGGGCUGAGGCGCACUGAGAGAUUUUCAGAUCACUAGAUGUCUAUGAAUUGUGUUUAGACUGCACUGGUUGUCUAUUUUCAGAUCAACUAGCUGUCGAUGUCUGGUGUUUAGACUGCACUGGCAGCGUUGUUUCCUUUAACACGUGAGCUAGAUUCACUGAUUCUUGGGACAUUUUAUGUAAUCCCACGCACACAUACACUCCUUCCAAGUUAGGGCAUAUAUAAAGGUGAUAUCUUAGCAA